AUGUCCACAACUGUCGCGAAGGAAUUUUCGGAGGUCCUGAAACUCGCGUCCGACGGCUCGAAAUACCGCAUAUGGCUCGGUCGCGUUGAACGCGCUGCGGGUGCUUGCAAAGCAGAACAUCUACUCAAGGGUGCGGCAGACCCUGCCUUGGCCGCGGAGCUGAAGCUGAACAAACAGAUGCUCAAUACUAUCACGGCAAAAUUUCCGGACUCACUCUUCAAGAAAUACCUCAACUUCAUAGAGGUGCAUUCCGUGAUGUCUGGCCUGAAGGUUGAGUUUGAAACAUCCACGGCUGCCUCUGAGGCGUGGACAGAGGCGAAGCUUUUCUCGCUUCACUGUACAGAUGAGUGCAAGGUCCGUCAGCAUUUGGACCAACUUGCCGAGCUCAAGGACAAGCUAUCCGAGAUGAAUGUCCAGAUCGAGGAUAGGACAUACAUCAAUGCCAUUACAACAUCCAUUCCACGUUCCUUUGCUCCCACCGUCACUGCUAUUGCUACUGCUGUCGACAUCUAUAACUCAACACUAGCGGCAGGUGCAACUGCUCGUGUUGUCAAAUCCAUGGAAAUAAUCAAGGCCCUCCGCACGGAAGCAGACUCACGUGCAGUGCUGAAGUCCACUGACAAAAGCACCACUGCUGGUGCUGCUGUUAUGAGUGGACGUGGUGGAGGAUGA
Messenger RNA from Sparassis crispa, 672 nucleotides. RefSeq lists its product as hypothetical. The transcript has a single exon. Lineage: Eukaryota; Fungi; Basidiomycota; Agaricomycetes; Polyporales; Sparassidaceae. The coding region runs from base 1 to 672 and encodes 223 amino acids. The record is from RefSeq and is a predicted model, not a curated record.